Psammomys obesus (fat sand rat) is the source of this 2642-nucleotide messenger RNA. RefSeq names its product orthodenticle homeobox 1 (gene Otx1). The transcript has 5 exons. Gene Ontology annotation, biological process: regulation of transcription by RNA polymerase II; multicellular organism development. Gene Ontology annotation, cellular component: nucleus. Lineage: Eukaryota; Metazoa; Chordata; Mammalia; Rodentia; Muridae. The coding region runs from base 210 to 1274 and encodes 354 amino acids. Gene Ontology annotation, molecular function: DNA-binding transcription factor activity, RNA polymerase II-specific; RNA polymerase II cis-regulatory region sequence-specific DNA binding. The record is from RefSeq and is a predicted model, not a curated record.
GCUACAUUUCCAAUCACCUAAACAGCCGGGCGAGGCGAGUGCGCCGACAAGGUUGGCCGCCCCGGAGGGUUUUGUGAGGGCGCGAGGUAGAUGGUGAAGCAGCCCGGCGGCGGAGGGCAGGCCAGGCCCCCAGGAGCCAACGCGUGAAGGACUUCGCGGCGGGAGCCCUGACCUGCUCCGGCCUCAGGCGCCUCCGCCCGGCUGUUAGCAUGAUGUCUUACCUCAAACAACCCCCGUACGGCAUGAACGGGCUGGGCCUGGCCGGCCCUGCCAUGGACCUCCUGCACCCCUCCGUGGGCUACCCUGCCACCCCGCGGAAGCAGCGACGGGAGCGCACCACCUUCACGCGCUCGCAGCUGGACGUGCUCGAGGCGCUGUUCGCCAAGACUCGCUACCCCGACAUCUUCAUGCGCGAGGAGGUGGCGCUCAAGAUCAACCUGCCGGAGUCCAGAGUCCAGGUCUGGUUCAAGAACCGCCGCGCCAAGUGCCGCCAGCAGCAGCAGAGCGGGAGCGGCGCGAAGAGCCGGCCGGUCAAGAAGAAGUCGUCCCCGGUGCGCGAGAGCUCGGGCUCCGAGAGCAGCGGCCAGUUCACGCCGCCCGCCGUGUCCAGCUCCGCGUCCUCGUCCAGCUCGGCGUCCAGCGCCUCGGCCAACCCGGCGGCGGCGGGCCUGGGCGGGAACCCGGUGGCCGCCGCGUCCUCUCUGAGCACACCCACCGCGUCGUCCAUCUGGAGCCCGGCCUCCAUCUCUCCCGGCUCGGCGCCCGCGUCUGUCUCGGUGCCAGAGCCCCUGGGCGCGCCGAGCAACGCCUCGUGUAUGCAGCGCUCGGUGGCCGCGGGCGCCGCCUCCGCGGCGGCCUCCUACCCCAUGUCCUACGGCCAGGGUGGAAGCUACGGCCAGGGCUACCCCGCGCCCUCCUCCUCCUACUUCGGCGGUGUGGACUGCAGCUCCUACCUGGCGCCCAUGCACUCUCAUCACCACCCGCACCAGCUUAGCCCCAUGGCGCCCUCCUCCAUGGCGGGCCACCACCACCACCACCCGCACGCACACCACCCGCUGAGCCAGUCCUCAGGCCACCACCACCACCACCAUCACCACCACCACCACCAAGGUUACGGUGGCUCCGGGCUCGCCUUCAACUCUGCCGACUGCUUGGAUUACAAGGAGCCUGCCGCUGCGGCUGCCGCUGCCUCCUCUGCCUGGAAACUCAACUUCAACUCUCCCGACUGUCUGGACUAUAAGGACCAAGCCUCGUGGCGGUUCCAGGUCUUGUGAGCCCAGGAGUGAGGAAGUGGAGAAGAAACGCAACUACCUGCGCCCUCCGAGGUCCCCACCCAGUUGCUGCUGCUGCACCGCUCGCCUUUGCCUUGGCUUUUCCAAAACUGAAUUUUCGCUCCCCCCAGAAGAUGGCCACUGCCUGCACUGCCGCUCCCAUCUUUGUGCCACUUGCCUGGGGGUGGAGGGUGCAGACCCUCUCCUCGGAGGUGGGGCCCGGUGCUUCUGCUUGGCCUCAGUUCCCUCCCAGGGUAGCAGUGUGCUCUCCCUCUCGACUCCUGCGCCACCCCUUUCCAGUCUUUCUGGACAGCUCUUCCGCACCCGGAGCCUUGGGAGGCUCUCCCGCUCUGACCCUGUCUGUUUUGAGCUCAACAGUCUUAUUUAUUAUUUCUGGACACUGAAGUCACUAACGGGCGUGUACCUACCGUUACACGAGUGUGGAGCCCAAUCCACACUCCUCCAAAUCAAACCCACCACUGUUCCUCCUAGCAGACUGUCGCCCCUCCAGCUGCCCUCCACCCAGCUCCCCGGCUGCAGGCCAGAGCGGCCAGCGUUUCCACCCCCAGUGGAAACGAGCGCUGGGCCAGGCCUGCGGGAGGAGGGUGCCCUGGCCUUCUUCCCUGACCUGCGCUGGACUGAUUCAAGCUUCCGCCUUGGCGGGAAUGCUGUACAUAGUCGGGUCCGUUCCAGGGACCCCUUAAAAAGUUUUUAGUUGCUGUUGGUUAAACUGAGCAUCUCGUUUUAGCGUCCAAGAAACAGAACUUUAAAAUAUAUACAUCACAUAUAUAUAUACACACAUAUAUAUAACAAGAGCAAAAACUAUUUCCCCUUUGUUCCCAUCCCCCUCCUUCUCAAAGGAUGCGGUUCUUAUCUUUCAGUUGUUACGAAGCUGUUCUUUCCACUUCUCACCUCCCUUUGUGUAUUUAUUAAAGAAACCCGCUUGGUUCCAGGAAGCUGGGCGCUGGAGGAUCGGAAGGGAAGGAACAGCUAAGGCAGGGUUCGGGCUGGGGGCCAGGCUGUGCAGUCUAAGCUCGGUAUCAAAGCUUCGGCUUAGAAACGAACAAAAGAGGUGAAGUUACAACCUUGCGGAAAAGCAAACCCAGCCGAAUCCCAGGUCCAAUUCUCUCCGUGAGCGUCUCUCUUUAAACACCUGUCUGUUCAGUGAGUUUUUAGUGAACCUUCAUUCUCCGAAAUCCGCGGAGAGUGCCUGUGUAUCUAUCAGUUUUGGUUUUGGCCACUCGGUCCAGUAGGUGGGAAAGUAAUUUGUAAAUUUGAUUUGUCCGAUGUGAAGAUCACAAAUUACUUGUUGAGAUGUGAGGCAGUCCGUCUCCUCUUCCUCUUUAUCUACAUUAUUUCCCCAAAAUAAAA